UUUGCAAACAGGGCAAUGGCUCUAGGCUCUCAGAGAUCCUCUCUCACCUUUCUCCAGGGUGUGGGAUCUGUCUUCUUCAUUCUUCAGAUCAUCUCUGUUCAGGCUGAUGGGAAAGUGUUUGCACUUGAGUCCAAGAACAACUCUCAGGGUCUGGAUUUAGCUGAAGCUGAGAAAGCUUGUGUUGACCUGAGCGCUCGCUUAGCAACUGCAGAAGAACUGAAAAGGGCUGUUAAGGACUGUUCUUUUGCUGGCUGCACCACGGGAUGGCUCGCCAGUGGCUCCGCCGGGACAAUUAUAUGCAGAAAGACGGGCAGCAAACAGCAGAGCGUGAAAGCCAUUGACGUUAAAAUUGAAACCGAUCCCUUUGUGAAUGACCCAUAUGGUGCUUUUUGUGUAAAGGAUGAAGACAAGCCCUGUGGGGACCCACCAUCUUUCCCCCACACCAUCCUGCAUGGUCACACUGGCUUUGAAAUGGGGGAUGAGCUGCUGUAUGUUUGUGCCCAGGGGUACAUCAUGGGCAACAAGGAGACAGCGUUCACGCUACUCUGUGACAGCUGCGGAGAGUGGUACGGGCAGGUCCAGGCCUGUGUCAAAGAUGAAACCGAGGCACACAUUGACUAUGAAGAUAACUUUCCUGAUGACAGAUCAAUACCUGUUGUUGAGAAUGAACAUAAAAAUGGCAAGGAAGAAACUGAGCAGGAGCAAGAACAGCUUUCGUUCAGUAAAAGUUCAGAGGAAGGAAGAACUGGAAGCACUCAGGACAGAGACACUUCUGAAAAAGGAAGCAGGACACCAACUGAGUCCCCCGUGUCACUUCUAAGCCAAAAAAACUUGUUUUGGUUUCCAUCAGAAACUUUCAGUGAACCUGAAUUGGAGAAAGAGACAGAUGAUUCUACUAAAGCACAGUUUCCUGAAGGUGAUAACCACAUUGGAGGGAAGACAGUCUAUGAUGAACCUGGUGCCAAAAUGUUUUAUGACAGUGAGGAUUUCCCCAUUGGACCCAUUCUCACAGCUAAUGAUACAAAGACAGUGAUAGAUGAAGUUGCCAUUACUGAUGAAUCAUGGUUAGAUGGUUAUGCAGUAACACAAGAGGUGGUAGAGGAGGAAGUAGAGGAAGAGGAGGGUGAUAAAGUUGAUAGUUCAAUGGGAACAGAAGACGACAUCAUCCUCACGACUGAUCAACCAAAUCAUGUUGAAGUAAGAAAAUCAGGAAAUGGCAGCCCAGCUCCAGAGGAAGGUUUAACACAGAUUGUGGCAGCAACAACAAGGAUAGAUGAUGAAGGGGCUAAAGAAACACCAGCAUCACUUACAUCAGCAAGUGGUCUGGAGAACUUUAGUGUGAGCAGAGGUUAUGAUGAUGCCGCAGGGGAACAUCCAGAUGCAUCUCUGGAAACUGUGACUCAGGAGCCCAGUACAACAAUACUCUUUGACAUAACCAACUUAAAAACAUCCAUGUCAGAAACCUCUGUGAUGGUCAGCCCCUCCGAUUACACUCCACACACAGAACCAAAAGAAACAACCACCUACUCAGAACAAGUAGCAACCACUGCACCAGCUCCAGACAUCUUUACUGACACAGCGUCCCAGGAAUUAGCUGAGCAAGAAAAUCUCACCCAGGGUGUUGGAGAAAAGCCUGUUCCCACUUCCGAGCCCUGUGAGGGAGAGGAUUGUCCCAAGUCCAGUAAAGGUGCUAUCAUAGCAGUAAUUGUGAUUCUUCUCUGCUUGUUACUGGCUGCAGCUCUACUUGCAGCGUGGUUUUUCAAAAAACGGCAGCAGAAAAAUUCUGUCUAUAAAUUAAAUGGGAGGUGUCAACCCAGACAUCAUUGCUACCACCACUACCAUCACCAGCACAUCGAAAUGCAGAAAGUCUAGCCAGGGCCUGUUUGGUAGAGAUGCUAGAGAUCAG
This is a messenger RNA of Neopelma chrysocephalum (saffron-crested tyrant-manakin), 1906 nucleotides long. It is a transcript of the gene SUSD5, whose product is annotated as sushi domain containing 5. Gene Ontology annotation, biological process: Notch signaling pathway; cell adhesion. Bases 16 to 1872 code for a protein of 618 amino acids. The record is from RefSeq and is a predicted model, not a curated record. NCBI's taxonomy places the organism in Eukaryota, Metazoa, Chordata, Aves, Passeriformes, Pipridae. The transcript has 5 exons. Gene Ontology annotation, molecular function: hyaluronic acid binding.